Hylaeus volcanicus is the source of this 1463-nucleotide messenger RNA. Its product is annotated as dipeptidase 1-like. NCBI's taxonomy places the organism in Eukaryota, Metazoa, Arthropoda, Insecta, Hymenoptera, Colletidae. Gene Ontology annotation, biological process: proteolysis. The transcript has 7 exons. Bases 658 to 1452 code for a protein of 264 amino acids. The record is from RefSeq and is a predicted model, not a curated record. Gene Ontology annotation, molecular function: metallodipeptidase activity.
CUUUAGACUGUUAUCUAACCCCCAGAAAAUUUCGCAGACGCCCCUGUGCCAGAACGUUGACCUUCCCUCGAACGUAUAAACUCCCUCCACGGUCGUCUAGCGUCGUAGGGUUCACCUGUGGCUACAGUGAAUGCCGAGAGAUCGGUCGAACUGGCCAGGAACGUCGACGACAAGGCGGAAGGGUACGCUUCACGCCUCGUCGACCUUAAACGUUGUUACAUAAUGUGUUGGAAGGUUGCUUUACCGUCGGCCUUCUGAACUGUUGCCUUUAUGCAUGGCUCUCCUUUCGCUUCUGAACAGGUAGAUGGAGAAAAGAACAGACAGAAAGAUGCUCUGGGGUCUCUGUCCUGGCCUCCUUCACCCUUCAGUGGUCACAGGAGACGUCCUCCAGACAAAGGAGGGACGAACUUAUUGCAACGAGGAGGUGCAACGUUUUCAUUUCAUGUCUUUAAGAAGGAAGAUCGUGGAAGAUAGGAUAAGAGAUAGGUUUGAAAGGGAUCUAUAAAGGCUAGGCCUGUUUCUUGAUGAGGAAUAGAAGGAAGAUUGCAGGUAUUGGAAGCAAUAUGCCGGACGAAACUGGAAAGGGUUGCUCGAUUUGGAAGAAAGCACUGGACUGAUCAUUUAUAAAUAUGAAAUGGCCAUUAUGGAGGGACCAGAAUGCGAUUAUUGAACCUGACGACGUGCCUAACAGAACUGCCAGAUGUAGCGCCGUGCAACGGCACGGUUCGACUGCCACCCCCGUGCGAGGACUCCCCUAGCAGCGGCAGCAGCAAGGACCGCAGGGAAGAGAGUCCUCGCAGAAGAUGCCGAGUGUUGGCGCCCAUCUUGAUCCUGGUGGGGGCUCUGCUCCUAGGAGGACUCUGCCUACCGUUGAUUCUACAAUCCGCGCCUGUUACGCAUCAGCAGAGGCUGGACGUCAUCAGGAGGAUUCUCACUGAAGUGCCUCUGAUCGACGGGCACAACGAUUUGCCCUGGAACGUCAGGAAGUUUGUACACAAUCAGCUAGGUGAGGUCAACCUGAGCAGCGACCUUGGCAGGGUUGAUCCUUGGGCCAGGUCUGACUGGAGCCACACGGACAUUCCUAGAUUGCGCGCUGGGCUCGUCGGUGCACAGUUUUGGUCCGCUUACGUCCCAUGCGGUGCAGCCCAGUUGAAUGCAGUCCAACUUUCCUUGGAGCAGAUCGACGUGAUCCGGCGACUAGCCGAGAUGAAUGCUCAACAUUUAACUUUGGUUACCUCCGUCAAAGGUCUCGUGGAGGCGCACCGAGAAGGCAAAAUCGCAAGUCUUAUCGGGGUAGAAGGUGGUCACUCCCUGGGGAAUUCCCUGGGCGUUCUAAGGACGUUUUAUGGUUUAGGCGCCAGAUACCUCACCUUGACGCAUGCCUGUGAUACUUCCUGUCUGUUCAGUUGGCGAGACGAACAGUACCCAAAACUCAACGCCAGGCCUCAGUGAGUUUGGAAAGG